Messenger RNA from Rotaria sp. Silwood2, 855 nucleotides. NCBI's taxonomy places the organism in Eukaryota, Metazoa, Rotifera, Eurotatoria, Philodinida, Philodinidae. The record is from the annotation of a GenBank genome assembly.
AUGCCAUAUGAUUGUCAAGGAUAUAAUUAUUGUCAAAAUAAUGGAAAAUGUUUUCAAGAUAAUUCCACUUGUCCAACAACAUCGAUAUGUAUGUGUGAAAAAUGUUAUUAUGGAAAUAAAUGUCAAUUUAGUACAAAAGGUUUUAGUUUAUCACUUGAUGUAAUAUUUGGUUAUCAUAUAAAACCAUUUGUUGCUCUUUUUAAACAAUUAAAAGUAGUGAAAUUAUAUACAGCAUUAACGAUUAUAAUGUUUAUACUUGGUUUUAUUAAUGGAUCAUUAUCAAUAUUAAUUUUUCAAACAAAAUCUUCAGUUGUAGUUGGUUGUGGAAUUUAUCUUUUAACAACAUCAAUUAUUUCAUUAUUAACAAUAAGCAUUUUUACAAUUAAAUAUUGGCAACUUAUUCUUUUUCAAAUGAAUGUUAUAACAAAUCGUUCAUUUCUUUAUGUUAAUUGCAGAGAUUCUGCACCUCUGGUUAAUUGUUUAUUCACUAAUGUAUUAUUAAAAACUCUUCUUAGUUCAGAUGAUUGGUUAAAUGCAUGUGUUGCUAUUGAAAGAGCAUUUACUGCUAUUCAAGGAUUCAAUUUUAGCAAAUUAAAAAGUAAAUAUAUAGCUAAAUGUGUUCUACCAAUAAUAUUUCUAUUAACAAUUAUUUCUUACAUUCAUGAUCCAAAAUCUCGUGAAUUAUUUGAUGAUGAAGAUGAACCAAGAAUAUGGUGUAUCGUAAAUUAUUCACGAAAAUUAAAAAUAUUUUAUACAUUCAUCAAUGUAUUUCAUUUUUUAACACUAUUUAUAAUUAAUUUUCUAUCUGCUUUGAUUAUCAUUAUUCAAGUAUUUAAAACUCGCUCAAAACUUUAA